Molecule: messenger RNA, 822 nt
Organism: Solanum dulcamara
Lineage: Eukaryota; Viridiplantae; Streptophyta; Magnoliopsida; Solanales; Solanaceae
Exons: 4
Coding region: 1-822 (273 amino acids)
Biological process (GO): DNA integration
Molecular function (GO): nucleic acid binding
Source: RefSeq, a predicted model, not a curated record
AUGGAUUUUGUGGUUGUUCUUCCAAAGAUAUUGGAUAAGUUUGAUUCGCUUUUGGUGAUUAUUGACACGUUAACAAUGUCUGCACACUUCAUUCCAGUUAAGGUGACUUAUAAUGAAGUAAAGUUAUUCAAACUCUAUAAUUGCGAGAUUGUUCGAUUGCGUAGAGUUUCAAUUUCCACCAUAUCAGAUAGAGCUACAGAAUUUAUUUCUAACUUUUGGAGGACAAUGCAGGUUGAGUUAGGUACUAGAUUGGAUCUUAGUACCGCAUUUCAUCCUCAGAUCGAUAGGCAGUUCGAACGGAUAAUUCAAGUGCUAAAGGUUGAGGUGAGACCUUGGGGUACUAAUUUUUUGAAGGAGUUGUUAGAGAAGGUGAAAUUUAUUCAGGAGAAGUUUUUAGAAGCUUGGAGCAGGCAAAAAGAGUAUGCAGAUAGAAAGGUUAGGGAUAUUGAGUUUAUAGGGGGAGAGCAAGUGUUGUUGAAGGUUUCACCAAUAAAGGGUGUGGUGAUAUUUGGUAAGCGAGUGCUUCAUGUGUCUAUGCUGAAGAAAAGUCAUGGUGAUGAAAAUUACAUUUUUAGCUGGGAUUUGGUCUUGCUUGAUGAGAAUUUGUCUUAUGAGAAAGAGACUGUACCUAUUCUUGAUAGGGAGAAAGUCUUCCUGUCAAGUGGUGGUCCAGGCGGCGUGUCCUAUUGGAAGAUAACGGCGGUGCAAGAUGAUCGGCAGAUCAGAUGGUGUGACCUAGUGAUUGGAGAUAUGCAGUUGAUGCCUUGUGUUGAAAGUCUUCUUGACAAACGUGGUGGUCAAGCAGCGUGUCCCACUGGUUGA